Nezara viridula (southern green stink bug) is the source of this 528-nucleotide messenger RNA. Lineage: Eukaryota; Metazoa; Arthropoda; Insecta; Hemiptera; Pentatomidae. The record is from the annotation of a GenBank genome assembly.
AUGGACCUAAACGUUCACAUUUCACUUCGGUGGUUUUGUCACUUCGACGACGACAAUUACGUCAAUGUUAAACGACUACUGGAAGUGCUUUCUGACUACAGUCCGCAGGAAGAAUGGUACCUCGGGAAGCCGAGUAUACGGACUCCUUUGGAAAUACUCAACCGCGAGCCUAAGCCCCACAACAAGCAAAAUAUUUCAUUUUGGUUUGCUACUGGAGGUGCUGGGUUCUGCCUGAGCCGUGCACUGGCGUUGAAAAUGAUGCCCAUUGCGAGUGGUGGAAGAUUCAUGGGGAUUGGUGAAAAAAUUAGACUACCAGAUGAUGUUACAAUGGGAUAUAUAAUAGAAUAUUUGUUAAAAAAGCCAUUGACAGUAGUUGACCAAUUUCAUUCUCACCUUGAACCUAUGAAAUUUAUACAUCAAGACACCUUUCAAGAACAAAUCACAUUCAGUUACUCAAAAUACAGCAAAGAUGAAAUGAAUGUAGUGAGGAUAGAUGGAUUUGAUACUAGGAUAGAUCCAACCAGGUAA